GUUCCGUGUCAGACACGUAAAAGUCACACGAGUCACACGUCACAUGCUUACAAUACAAGAAAAUAGACAAAUAUACAAGAUUUCAGAAAAAUAUGGACUUUAAAAAGCUGCUUUUACAGUUUUAUUGCACUAAAUGAUAUUUAUAUUGAAGCAUGUCGUGGAUCAAUUUCAAUGACAGUUUGAAUUCCAUCAAGGGUCAUAUUUCCACAUUUGCAAAUAAUGUUUUGACAGAGGAUGAUGAAGCUCAGGAUACUCCCAGUGUCAACUACAAAAAGUUAUAUGAAGACCAAAAGCAAGAGAUAGAAUCCUUGAGAGCAGCUCUACAAAAACAGGAAAAUCAGGUUCAAAAUGAUGUGGUUCAAGAGGAUAGCUGGGAUUGGUCGGACGAUGCACCACCCACCACGAAUCAAAAUGAAACAAUUUCCAACCUGAAGGCCAAAAUCACAAAGUUGGAAAAACAUAAUAACGAUCUUUUGAAUCAGUUGGACGAGCUUGAUAAAGAACAUCAGCAAAACCUAGUUGGAGUUUUAGCCAUCAAAGAAAAAUUACUGAUCAAGGUGAAGACACUGGAAGACGAAGUAGUAUUAUUAAGAAACGAAAACGAACUUGUUAGAAAGAAUGAAGAAAAGUUUAAAAGAGAAGUAGAAGAAACGAAGAUGGUAGUUGAAUCAAUAAGGAAUUCCAGUAAUUAUUCAAGUCUGGUGCGUUUGGAAGGAGAUACUUCUGAAAAUGCAGUUGAAGACUAUAAGAAGGAGGCAGAAAAGUUGGAAGAAGAAGUUAAAGAACUGAGAAAAACAAUCGAUGCUUUGCAAAAUGCUGAUACAACAGACUGUAUAAGUAACAAGAAUGUACUUGAACAAAAUCAGAAACUGAAAAAAGCGUUAGACGACAAGAAACGGGAAGUGAGUGUUUUGAAUAGUUCAGAGGAAACGUUGAAGAACGUUGUCGAAAAAUAUAAAAAAGAUACAGAAAUACUCGAAAAGGAGAUCGAUACUCUAAAUAAAACAGUAAACUCAUUGAAAAAUAGCUCGGAUAAAAAAAGCAUCGUUCAGGAGAAUCAUAAACUUAAAAUGGACUUGGAAGAGGCUAAAAAACAGAUAAGCGUAUUAAAAAGCUCAGAAGAUACAUUGCAAAAGGUAGUGGAAAAAUUCAAACAAAAUAUCGGUGAAUCCGAAAAAUUCUUGGAAGAAAAACAAUUUUUGAUGAACGAGCUACAAAAAGCUAAACAGGAAAUUGAGAUGUAUGAGCAGAAAAGUCUUCAGGAUGAGAAACAUUGCGAAAAGCUAGCUUUUAUUUUGGAUUCGUAUGAAAAACAAGUUAGAUCUUUGAACGAUGAGCUAGAGGAACUUAAAAUUCAAAAACGUGAAAAUCCUGUCAUGGAUCGAGAUCUACAGCGAGAGUUAGAUAAUAUUGAAGAAGAUUGUAAAGACCAGAUGACAUCUUUACAACAAGAACUCGAUACUAUUGUUGUAAAAAAUGAAGAACUCGAUGAACUCAGGAAGAAGAUUGAUGAAUUAGAAGAACAAAUCAAGGAACUGACAGAUGAAAACAAUAAUGUGAAGACGGAUAUGGAUGAUUUACAGAAGAUGCAUGAAAGAGCUUUAUUGGAGCUGCACGACAAGUACAUCAAUGUUGUGACUGAAAAUAUCAAAAAGGUUCAAGAUACUGGUCUUGUCGAUUUGGGAUUCGAUUGCUCUGAAAAGGAUCCCCACAUCAACGCAUUCCAAAAGCAUAUUGAAAAUAUCGUCAACGUUUUAGUAGAUUUUAGAAGCAAAUGCGAGACUUUGGAGAAAGAAACGCUGAGUCUUACCGAAGAAAAAAAUCGGAUUUUAAGCGACAAGAACAGCGAAAUAGAAAAGUUGAUGAACAAUUCUGAGAUGCUCAGUCAAGAAGUCAUACAGAAAGGGAAGCUGAUAAAAGAUUACGAGAAUGAGAUAAGUGAGUUGUCGAAGAACAAUGAGUUGCUGAUAAAUGAGCUGGAAGUGUUGAAGAACAACAGGCUGCAGACGAUUUCAGAGUCUAAUGAAGAUAACGUGAUUUUGUUGGAGGCUCAAUUGGAAAAUGCUAACAGGAGGAUUGAAGAUCUAGAAAAGGUAAUAGAUGAUUUGGAAAAACACAAUAAGCAGGAGGCUCCCGAUGAAGAUACCGAAAUUGAGGUAAAUAAAUAUAAAGAGCUAUACCAGGAGAUGCUUAAUACAUUCGACCAAAUGCAGCUAGACCAUGAUACGUUGAAAGCUGAUUAUGAAAAUAUGAAACAGAACUUCGAAGUCGUUGAAAAAGAAAAUUCUGAUUUGAAAACCAAUUUAGAAAAACUGCGAAGUGAUUACGAGAAUGUUGAGUAUCAGCUCAGCGAAAUAAAGAUCAAUGGCCAAGAAGAGCUGGAACUAGCCAAACAGAAGAUCGAACUACUUUUGAGAGAUAACGAGAAUCUUGCUACACUAAAUAAAAGUCUUGUUAAGGACUCUGAAGAAAUGAAAUAUAAUGUAAUUGUGUUGAGAGAAAAGCUGUCUCAAGAACAAGACGGAAGAAAAAAUACAGAAAUGCAGGUAAAGCAGUUAACUGAAAAACUGCAAAAUUAUAAGAUGGAUGAAACAACAUUACGAUUGCAAUACGAUACAGUCUGUAAAGAGUUGCAGUCAAUGACCGAUGCUAAAAAUAACUUGGAAGCAAGUUUGAAUAAUGUCGGGAAGGAACUUGAAGUACUGAAGACCAGAUACGAGGAGCUAUUGACAGAAAGAGAAGCUUUAAGAGAUAAAGUUGAUGUCUCCGAGAAGCUUUUGGAAGAAGUCAAAAAAAGCAGUCAGUCUUCCGCCACCGAGACUGAAGAUAGCGUCAAAGUUGAAGAAUCAGCAACUAGCAAAGAAGAAGUGGGAGAUGUGGCGCAACUCAAAGCAACCAUCGACGCCUUAACAGAAGAUAGAGACAAAUUAAAAUCCACAUAUGAAGCCCAGCUGACUGAAAGUUUUGCGAGGUAUAACGAUUUGCAACUGCAGUUCCAGGAGUUGACCAAUGCUAGAAAUGAAUUAGUAAAUAUUGUUACUACUAAACACAAUGAAAGCGUAGCUUAUCACAACGAGAUACAGCGUUUGACUCAGAUAUUAAUACAGGAAACUGAUAAAUCCAGUAAACUCGAAGAACAACUGAAACAAUUUCAAAAUAAUACAGACGAAUCUGAGGUACAGAAACUCUCCGACCAAAACAACUUUUUGCGAGAAAAAUGCGAGGUGCUGGCUAAAAAUUUACUGGAUACCCAGAGUAAGGUGCAGCAGCUAGAAGCCCAGAAAAAUGAACCCAGUGAGAAAGAAAUAACAUUGCAGCGCAAUAUUGACAGACUACAAGCUCAUCUCAUUGAGAUGGAGGAGCAUUAUACGCAGGAAUUGUUACAAUCAGAACAUAAAGUGCAAGAGUUGACUAUGACAGUUAAGGAGUUAGAAGAACGAGAGAAAAAUUCCAGCAAUAUAUAUACGUCCGUUAGCAUACGAGCUAAUCAACAAGUAGAAUCUCUUCAGAGUCAGCUACAAAUGGUAGUGACAGAAAGAGAUAGCCUUAGAAAGCAAGUGUCCGAUGCUGAGGAUCAAAUUAGUAAACAUUCUGCUGCACUGGCUAGGUUGCAGUUCGUUUUAGAACAGUUUCAGAAGGAUAAAGAGAAAGAUAUCCACAAAGAAACUGAACGGAUACGUAGACGUAUUAAUAGUGAAAAGCAAGUCCAAGAAGAGUUGAGAAAGGAAAUUGAUUGCUUAAAGUCCCAAUUAGAUGAAAGCAAACAAGGUCUUUUAGCUGCUUCAAGAUUAUCUGACCAGUUGGAAAAUACUAAGAAGACCGUUACUUUGCUGAAAAAAGAAGUGUCUCAGCUCCAAGAGAAACUAUUGAAAAAGGAACAAGAACUAGAAAACAUUGCCCGUCAAACAGACGGCAAAGUAGACAAAAACCUGGUAAAAAACCUAGUGGUUGGAUUCAUAUCUUCAAACAAUAACUUGAACAAAGACCAAGCACAGAUACUGAAAAUUAUUGCUACAGUACUUGAUUUCAGUCAAGAAGACCACAAAAAGCUUGAUAUCAAGCAACAGCAAGGGUCGUGGUUAUCUUCCCUGCUGUCACCCCAUGCUGAUACUCACCAAAAGAUGUCCCAAGAGACGCUCUCACAGGCCUUUAUCAAAUUUUUGGAGACGGAAUCGAAACCCAGAGAAGUGCCUAGUCUGCUCAAUUCCGCAGAUGUUCCUAAACAAACUAGCAAUAAUAAUGGCACUCCCAGACAGUCUCCUUUGGUUUUGAACGAUGUUGUUUUGCCUACUUUCACGGAGUUUGCGCAAAAUAGGAAUUCGAGUUCGAUUUUAAAAAAUGUGUUGAAGGAUGGAAAUAAUUGAACAGUAUUUAUUUUGUUAUUACUUUUAACUUUUAUCAUUGUAUAUAUUGUAUAUGUAAUCACGUAUAUGCAGAGUUUAAAAAAUAAAGUUAUAUU
This is a messenger RNA of Acanthoscelides obtectus, 4459 nucleotides long. Lineage: Eukaryota; Metazoa; Arthropoda; Insecta; Coleoptera; Chrysomelidae. The record is from the annotation of a GenBank genome assembly.